UUAUGCGGGAGCACCGCACUCCGGGACUUCAAAAGAGAAUCCGAGGCGUUCGAUCCGGGCUGCGUUCGGCCUGCCUACCGGAAUACUCAACUUGACACGACAAGGAGGACUUUUUCGAUUAGUGACAGCUCGAGUGGGCGCAGUUUGGUUGCAACGCACGGGAGGGAUUCGGUCACCUUUGCUCGUUUUUUCUCCAUGUCUCUACACACGAUGACUGUGGCGGAAUCUCGCAACUGGCUUCUGCCAGACCGAGAUCCCCGGGUGGAAGGAUGGGUGUUCAUCGGAAGUCCCGUGGCCGUGGUGACGGUGCUAUCGUGCUACGCCUACUUUGUCAAGAUUUGGGGUCCCCGGAUGAUGAAGAACGCCAAGCCGUUCGACCUCCGGCACGUAAUCUUGUGCUACAACGCCGCCAUGGUGUUGGCUAACCUGGCCAUCGCGACGCGCGUGGGCUACUACGCCUUCGUCACGGGACACUACCACAUCUUCCUGCAGGGUCCCGACCUGUCCACGAGACCCACCACCAUGCUCCUGCUUCAGGUCUCCUGGUGGUACCUUAUGCUCCGCCUUUCGGAGUGCAUUGAGACCGUCUUCUUUGUGCUUCGCAAGAAGUUCAACCAAGUCAGCGGUCUGCACGUCUUCCACCACGUGUCCGUGGCUUUCUGCACAUACUUCUACAUCACGUACGGAGGAUUCUCGAUCGCCUGCUUCGAGACAGUCUUCAACUCCACCGUCCACGUCAUGAUGUACGCCUACUACUUCCUGGCUGCCCUGGGACCGGGCAUCCAGAAGCACCUCUGGUGGAAGAAAUACCUCACCAGGUUCCAGCUGGUGCAGUUCAUUGUGAUGAUCGUGAGGAACUGCUGUCUGGUGUACACGCUCGGCAUGCCCUACUCCUCGCUGCCCCUGUUUAUGCUGUCCCAGUGCGUCAUCUUCUUCGUGCAGUUCCUCAGCUUCUACAUCAGGUCCUACAAGUCCAACAUGGUUAGGGUUAUCAAAUGUGACGGUUCUUCGCCGGACGCCCACUGGAAGGAUGAGCAGGUCAAGGCCAACUGAGAGUGUGCGCCAAGGAUUCGAAAGAACGUAAUUGAGGUUGUUAGUGCUGUUGAUGCGUGGACCGAGGAUUGUCUCCGAAAAGUUGGACGCAUCUGCUCGUCGAGGUUGGACGUUGGAUGUGCAACUUUGAUUAACUUAUUUAUCGAAAUGGACAAAACAAAGUUGGCGCGGACAGAUUUGCUUCCAUGGUACAGUUGUGCCUGAUGCAGUCUGUCAGCGGUUCAGCGCGCGUCUGUACAGCUUGUAAUAUACUGGUUGCGUGUUUAUAGUUUAUUUUUGAUAUUGUGCAUCAUUUAUUACCAAGGACUUUUUUAAAUGAUACGUGUUGUAUUGUAACAUCUAUUUUUUAUGGCUCAAAUCGGUUUGCGUAAGCGCGCCGGAGCAAAUUCUGUACAUAGCCAAAUAAAAAGUGUCCUCCUUAAUUUCUGA
Ixodes scapularis (black-legged tick) is the source of this 1482-nucleotide messenger RNA. Its product is annotated as elongation of very long chain fatty acids protein 7. Gene Ontology annotation, molecular function: fatty acid elongase activity. NCBI's taxonomy places the organism in Eukaryota, Metazoa, Arthropoda, Arachnida, Ixodida, Ixodidae. Bases 196 to 1053 code for a protein of 285 amino acids. The transcript is spliced from 3 exons. The record is from RefSeq and is a predicted model, not a curated record. Gene Ontology annotation, cellular component: endoplasmic reticulum membrane. Gene Ontology annotation, biological process: fatty acid elongation, saturated fatty acid; fatty acid elongation, monounsaturated fatty acid; sphingolipid biosynthetic process.